AAGGAGCUGUUCGACAAGGAGAAAGGCCUGUCUGCAGAACUGCUCUUGGGCUGCAGGGUGGUGCUCAGGGAGAGGGCUGUGGUCCAGGGCCUCAUGUCCAAGUGCCAGACCAUCUCGGGCAAGAUGGUGAAGGGAGUCACGCAGGUCAUCGACAAGGGCAUGGGCUCCGUGACCCAGCCCUCCAUCCUCAACAGAAAGUAAGUGGACACAACGUUUUAGAAAUAUGUUAUGUCGAACAAACAUGCAUCUCUGACAAGGAGUAAUGGCAUUUGCAAUGUUCGACAACGUUUAGCUACUGAACAUGGUCCUGAUACAUAUAAGCAGAUUGCAUCUAAUCUGCUAUAGUCGUUUAUAUUCCGACUGGGGGAAUAAAAGGGAUUGAUGGACUGCCCAAUCGGCCCUGAAUUAAGAACAAAUCCUCACUGGUAACUAGCAGAAACAUCCAAACGCUAACUGAAUGCCAUGGUAAUCCAUUUAUCCAUUUACCAUGGCAUAAUGGAUGUAUUCUGAAAACGGUUAUCCCCACAUCUGAUAUGACUUAUUGUCAAGAAAUAAUGAAGUUAGAAAUCUUUUGACCCCAUUAAACAAAUAUGUAUCACAUCAUAGAUGAAUGUUAUGCUACACGUCUGUCAGAUACUGGAUGUCUUGAUUUUGUCUCUAAAUGUGUUGUAUUGUGAUUGGUUUGUCUCUAAAUGUAUUGUAUUGUGAUUGGUUUGUCUCUAAAUGUGUUGUAUUGCGAUUGGUUUGUCUCUAAAUGUAUUGUAUUGCGAUUGGUUUGUCUCUAAAUGUGUUGUAUUGCGAUUGGUUUGUCUCUAAAUUUAUUGCAUUGUGAUUGGUUGCCAUGCAGGUUACAAUUGAAACCCUACCAGCUGAUUGGGCUGAAGUGGCUUCUCCUGCUGCACAAACACAAGCUGAGUGGAAUCCUGGCUGAUGAGAUGGUGAGAUGACUAUCCAAUUCAGAUACAGGCUGUGUCCCAAAUGCCACCCUAUUCUCUAGAUAGUGCACUACUUCAGGGCCCAUAGGGAAUAGGGUGCCAUUUGGGACUUUGCCACAUACUAUUGUGUUCUUUAAUUAUAUGGAUUACCCCCUGUCUGUAUUGUAGAACUGUUACCAAACGAAAACAGACAAUGGCUGGUGUAAAAUGUCCACAACGGCUCUAGAUAAUUGAGCGUUUUGAGUAAUGGUGUGUGGGUGGAGCAGCUGCACAGAGAGAACUAAAGGAAUGGGUGGGAUAGAUUUUGUUAUUUUAACAUUCACAAGGAAAGCCUUUGUCUUUUUUGGUUUAAAUACUGUUAGAUUGCCAGUGUCUUGUUUGGUUUAAAUACUGUUAGAUUGCCAGUGUGUCUUGUUUGGUUUGAAUACUGUUAGAUUGCCAGUGUCUUGUUUGGUUUAAAUACUGUUAGAUUGCCAGUGUGUCUUGUUUGGUUUGAAUACUGUUAGAUUGCCAGUGUGAUUCAAGUCCUGAUAUGAGACCUGGGGCUCCGUGAUGCUGUUUUUAACUGAUACUUGGUUUGAAGAGCAGAUAUUGAUCUCGCUUUAUUUUCUCGCUCGCUCUGUCUUUCUCUCUCUCUCUCUCUUUCUCUCUUUACUCUCUUGAUUGUCUACAUCGACAGGGUUUGGGAAAGACCAUCCAGGCCAUAGCCUUCCUGGCCAAACUGUACCAGGAUGGCAUCGAAGGCCCCCACCUCAUCACUGUGCCCUCCUCCACCCUGGGUAAGGGCUCUGCUCAUGUCAUGCCACUCACUUUAUAACCACUUAUAGAAAACAUCACAUAAACAAAGGAGUAUUGUUUGACCAUUUCACUUAAAAAUGACUGUGGCCCUUAAUAAUACAGUUGUCAGAAGUUUACAUACACCUUAGCCAAAUACAUUUAAACUCAGUUUUUCACAAUUCCUGACAUUUAAUCCUAGUAAACAUUCCUUGUUUUAGGUCAGUUAGGAUCACCACUUAAUUUUAAGAAUGUGAAAUGUCAGAAUAAUAGCGUGAUUUAUUUAAGCUUUUAUUUCUUUCAUCACAUUCUCAGUGGGUCAGAUGUUUACAUACACUCAAUUAGUAUUUGGUAGCUGUUAUUAGUUUCUCUGGUGUCAAGUCAUUCAGGAUGCAAGAAUAUACUUAAACAGUUACAGUGGGGAAAAAAAGUAUUUAGUCAGCCACCAAUUGUGCAAGUUCUCCCACUUAAAAAGAUGAGAGAGGCCUGUAAUUUUCAUCAUAGGUACACGUCAACUAUGACAGACAAAAUGAGGGAAAAAAAUCCAGAAAAUCACAUUGUAGGAUUUUUUAUGAAUUUAUUUGCAAAUUAUGGUGGAAAAUAAGUAUUUGGUCGAUAACAAAAGUUUCUCAAUACUUUGUUAUAUACCCUUUGUUGGCAAUGACACAGGUCAAACGUUUUCUGUAAGUUUUUCACACACUGUUGUUGGUAUUUUGGCCCAUUCCUCCAUUCAGAUCUCCUCUAGAGCAGUGAUGUUUUGGGGCUGUCACUGGGCAACACAGACUUUCAACUCCCUCCAAAGAUUUUCUAUGGGGUUGAGAUCUGGAGACUGGCUAGGCCACUCCAGGACCUUGAAAUGCUUCUUACGAAGCCACUCCUUCGUUGCCCGGGCAGUGUGUUUGGGAUCAUUGUCAUGCUGAAAGACCCAGCCACGUUUCAUCUUCAAUGCCCUUGCUGAUGGAAGGAGGUUUUCACUCAAAAUCUCACGAUACAUGGCCCCAUUCAUUCUUUCCUUUACACGGAUCAGUCGUCCUGGUCCCUUUGCAGAAAAACAGCCCCAAAGCAUGAUGUUUCCACCCCCAUGCUUCACAGUAGGUAUGGUGUUCUUUGGAUGCAACUCAGCAUUCUUUGUCCUCCAAACACGACGAGUUGAGUUUUUACCAAAAAGUUAUAUUUUGGUUUCAUCUGACCAUAUGACAUUCUCCCAAUCGUCUUCUGGAUCAUCCAAAUGCACUCUAGCAAACUUCAGACGGGCCUGGACAUGUACUGGCUUAAGCAGGGGGACACGUCUGAGUCCCUGGCGGCGUAGUGUGUUACUGAUGGUAGGCUUUGUUACUUUGGUCCCAGCUCUCUGCAGGUCAUUCACUAGGUCCCCCCGUGUGGUUCUGGGAUUUUUGCUCACCGUUCUUGUGAUCAUUUUGACCCCACGGGGUGAGAUCUUGCGUGGAGCCCCAGAUCGAGGGAGAUUAUCAGUGGUCUUGUAUGUCUUCCAUUUCCUAAUAAUUGCUCCCACAGUUGAUUUCUUCAAACCAAGCUGCUUACCUAUUGCAGAUUCAGUCUUCCCAGCCUGGUGCAGGUCUACAAUUUUGUUUCUGGUGUCCUUUGACAGCUCUUUGGUCUUGGCCAUAGUGGAGUUUGGAGUGUGACUGUUUGAGGUUGUGGACAGGUGUCUUUUAUACUGAUAACAAGUUCAAACAGGUGCCAUUAAUACAGGUAACGAGUGGAGGACAGAGGAGCCUCUUAAAGAAGAAGUUACAGGUCUGUGAGAGCCAGAAAUCUUGCUUGUUUGUAGGUGACCAAAGACUUAUUUUCCACCAUAAUUUGCAAAUAAAUUCAUUAAAAAUCCUACAAUGUGAUUUUCUGGAUUUCUUUUUCUCAAUUUGUCUGUCAUAGUUGACGUGUACCUAUGAUGGAAUUUACAGGCCUCUCAUCUUUUUAAGUGGGAGAACUUGCACAAUUGGUGGCUGACUAAAUACUUUUUUUCCCCCACUGUAUAUCAAAACCUUUCUUAUCCAAACUUAUAUCAAAUUAUCAAAUCCAUUUCUAUAACUUAUUAUGCACCCCUCAGAUUUAAAUUACUUUCUGCUCUUUGUUCAUAAGGUAGCCCAUGUUGUCCCAUUUUAAUUACUUAACUUCGUUAGCUGACUUUUUCUCCUUAUUAAUUGUAUUUCCAGGUCAUCGUGUGCUCAUUAAAUCGCAUGCUUUAUACGCCUCUUUCAUAUAAUCUAAAUCCCAUUUCGUGUUGCUUACGACGAUAUUGUCAAUGAUAUAUAUUUUCGCUAUCUGUAGUAACUUAUCCCUUUUUAAAAACACCUUAAGGAUACUCAUUAUCUGUCCAUGCUGAUACGUCACUGAGAAAUGGUUCCCCAUAGAAAAAUCCUAAUUUACUUAACAUCCAUUCGCACAAUGUCUGAUUUUCACUACCUUUAAAAGAGACUUGUUUUAAAUGUGGAUUUGUCUGUAAUAAUUUCGUCAUUUCCUUUCUCUCUCUUCGAGGUAAAUGAAGCUCUGAUUUACUCUUAAUGGUGACUGUUUUUCCAGAUACCGGUCUACUAAGCUCGCCAUCCAUUACUUCUAUUAGUUCAUGCAAUAUUAGUAAUCAAAUACUUGAAUCAAAUCCCCAACUUGAUCUUUAUUAAAAUGUUAUUUGCCUAUUUUGUCAUUGGUGCCAUGAUUCAACAUUAUCGCUCUGAGCAUUUCACAAAUAAGUUAUUCUCUCCUUACGAAGGUAUUCAAACCUAAUGAUGAUACAACACAUCAGAAUACUUAUUUCAUGAUGAUACAACAGAGGUCCUUAAAGAGAUAGGUUAAGUCCUACACCCACUCCUGUAUUCUCUUUUGUCUUAGUACUCAUUACUCUUAACACACCCUGUUUCGAAUCAUAGCACCAUGUUAUUGUCUAAUUUGAUAUUUCUCCUUCUACUUACAUCCCUUAUACAUAACUCAACACCACUUAUCGUCCCGCUUUAAAAUAUUGAAUUUUAAAUGUUCGUUACAGCUCAGCUUUACCACAGAUAAGCAGAAUUUGACAUGAUAAAAAAAAAAAAAAUGAAAGUCUGCUUACCUGUUAGUUCGGCUGUAAACUGUAUCUGUUUGUGACGCCAAUCUGUUAUGAGUUUCUCUGGUGUCAAGUAAUUCAGGAUGCAAGAAUAUACUUAAACAAUUAUAUGGGGAGGUAAUACAAAGUAUUUAAUAGAUACGAUACCGGGUUCGUCUAACAAAAGGUUUGUGCUUUGCCUCUUGUCAUCCGAACACUGGACAAAAUAAAUAUCUGUUUAUAUACUUAAUGUUACACAUUUCUUCAACAACAUCUAUCAAUCAUUCUAAGAUAAACACCAGUAAGCUCCCUCGACAUACUGGAAUCGUUGGCAUCCAGACUCUGUGGCACCAAGAGUCACCUAUCUAAUAGAUUUAACCUUGUUCCCACAACACUAUGAAAAGACACCAUAACAGUAGCAUUGCCUUUAAAUUGUUUAACUUGGGUCAAACGUUUCGGGUAGCCUUCCACAAGCUUCCCACAAUAAGUUGGAUGAAUUUUGGCCCAUUCCUCCUGACAGAGCUGGUGUAACGGAGUCAGGUUUGUAGGCCUCCUUGCUUGCACACACUUUUUCAUUUCUGCCCACAAAUGUUCUAUAGGAUUGAGGUCAGGGCUUUGUGAUGGCUACUCCAAUACCUUGACUUUGUUGUCCUUAAGCCAUUUUGCCACAACUUUGGAAGUAUGCUUGGGGUCAUUGUCCAUUUGGGAGACCCAUUUGCGUGACCAAGCUGUAACUUCCUGACUGAUGUCUUGAGAUGUUGCUUCAAUAUAUCCACAUAAUUUUCCUUCCUUAUGAUGCCAUCUAUUUUGUGAAGUGCACCAGGCCCUCCUGCAGCAAAGCACCCCCACAGCAUGAUGCUGCCACCCCUGUGCUUCACGGUUGGGAUGGUGUUCUUCGGCUUGCAAGCCUCACCCCCUUUUUCCUCCAAACAUAAUGAUGGUCAUUAUGGCCAAACAGUUCUAUUUUUGUUUAAUCAGACCAGAGGACAUUUUUCCAAAAAGUACGAUCUUUGUCCCCAUGUGCAGUUGCAAACCGUAGUCUGGCUGUUUUAUGGCGGUUUUGGAGCAGUGGCUUCUUCCUUGCUGAGCGGCCAUUCAGGUUAUGUCGAUAUAGGACUCGUUUUUCUGUGGAUAUAGAUACUUUUGUACCUGUUUCCUUUGCUGUACUGGGAUUGAUUUGCAAUUUUCGCACCAAAGUACGUUAAUCUCUAGGAGACAGAACGCGUCUCCUUCCUGAGCGGUAUGAUGGCUGCGUGGUCCCAUGGUGUUUAUACUUGCGUACUAUUGUUUGUACAGAUGAACGUGGUACCUUCAGGCGUUUGGAAAUUGCUCCCAAGGAUGAACCAGACUUGUGGAGGUCUGCAAUUAUUUUUCUGAGGUCUUGGCUUUGAUUUUCCCAUGAUGUCAAGCACUGCGUUUGAAGGGAGGCCUUGAAAUAUAUCCACAGGUACACCUCCAAUUGACUCAAAUUAUGUCAAUUAGCAUAUCAGAAGCUUCUAAAGCCAUGACAUCAUUUUCUGGAAUUUUCCAAGCUGUUUAAAGGCACAGUCAACUUAGUGUAUGUAAACUUCUGACCCACUGGAAUUGUGAUACAGUGAAUUAUAAGUGAAAUAAUCUGUCUGUAAACAAUUGUUGGAAAAAUUACUUGUGUCAUGCACAAAGUAGAUAUCCUAACCGACUUGCCAAAACUAUAGUUUGUUAACAAGAAAUUUGUGGAGUGGUUGAAAAACGAGUUUUAAUGACUCCAUCCUAAGUGUAUGUAAACUUCCGACUUCAACUGUAUCUGUGUUUGGCAUAAUGUCAGGUUUUGUCAGUCAAUUGUACAAAAAUGUAUUAAAGUGUCCUGAAAUGUCUUCUAUUUGCUAUAGAUAACUGGGUUCGGGAGCUAAAGCUGUGGUGCCCUAGUCUCAAGGUGUUAGUCUAUUACGGUGAGGCGUUUUGAUUGGUUGUUUUUAUUUGUCAAUAAAAAUAUAUAUAUACAUACAGUGAAGGAAAAAAGUAUGUGAUCCCCUGCUGAUUUUGUAUGUUUGCCCACUGACAAAGAAAUGAUCAGUCUAUAAUUUUAAUGGUAGGUUUAUUUGAACAGUGAGAGACAGAAUAACAACAAAAUAAUUUCUAUGGCGUAAACCCUGAUGUGUUUUCAGGCUCUGUGGAGGACCGGCGGUAUCUGCGACAUGACAUCCUUAAUAAUCAGGUGGACUUCAACGUCAUCGUGUCCACGUGAGUAGUUGUGUACACACACACACACACACACACACACACACACACACACACACACACACACACCAUAGACAUAGACUACUCUUCUUCUUAUCUGUCCCAUUAUGGCGUCUGUGAGCGCACGGGCAGCGCCAAUGAGGCCAUCUCCAUUUUUAAGUAGUACAUUUUCUUCUUCUACUACUUCUAUGAGUUGGUAAACAAACUGAAAGGGUGCACACUGCCACCUGGAGGGUGUUGUCUGAACAGGUAGAAAGCCAAGGUUGGCGAUUUACUGCCACAUGCGGUUAUGGAAUGUUUGCUCACGAGUAUAAUUCAUUGGCUGAUUCCUCCUGAUGACCUGGAUGGAAUUAUGUGAUCCUUCCUUAACCCAUAGGAAAUCCCACCCAGGUGACUACUUAAAAAUGGUCAAAGUACUUAAAUGCUUUAAACGGCUUUUGGGCACUAGAGUUGUCUAUGCCAGACGCGCCAUGUUGUCAGAUAGGUUUCAGUCUGUCAGUGAAACCACAAUAACACCUAGUGCAGGGUUCCCCAACUGGCGGCCUGCGUUUUCAUUUUAUUUUAUUUAUGAUUUUUAUUGUUCGACAUAAUACUGUAAAAACACCAGGAAAUCAGCUCUAAGUGACUUUUAUUUUGGAAAUAUAUUCCCACACAUGGGCUUUUUUUGCGAUCAAUUUGCAGUCUAGAAAUGAUUUGUAAUCAUGUUCCGGCCGCCUGAGCAUCGGCUGAAUCUAGUUGAUGAUCCUGCUCUAGUGGAAGGGAAGAGCAUUGCAUCCUCUGGAGCUGUCUGUAGGCGUGAGCUUCCUACAGCUGUUUCCCUUAGGUACAGAACUAGGAUCAGCAUCCCCUCCCCUCCCCUAAUCCUAACCUUAACCAUUUAGUGGGGAAACUGACCCCAGAUCAGCGUCUAGGGCCAACUUCACCCUACACCCUUAAAGCUGUGCAGGGGUGUUUUUAAUGGCCUAGGUGUCUGACUGAACCAGAAAAACACUUUGUUAUGCAUGCCUAAAUGAAUGUUAUUAAUGAGCAUUACACGCUGUUGCUGUGUCCCAAGUGACCCUAUUCCCUAUAUAGUGCACUUAUUUUGACCAGAUCCCUAUAGCCCCUGGUCCAAAGUAGUGCACUAUAAAGGGAAUAGGGUGCCAUUUGGGAUGGAUCCAGUGUAUGAGUCCACCAUGGUACGUCUUCUCCAAUCUUGUUAGCUGACAUUAAGCCUCCAAACACGAUGAGUCAAUUCGAUCGAUACCAGGAAUGCAUUGGAACUUAAUGGCCCUGGCAUCUUGACAUUGCUCAGCAUUCCUGUGGGGUGCUAGGGGUGUGAAUGUUUAAACGUUAACGUUAAGAUAAAAUCGCUAACUGAAAAACGUUUUGUUUUUUUCUGCACAAAAUGUAAAUCAUAAAAUAACCACUAACAGGUCCCCAUCAUCAUCAUCAUCAUCAUCAUCAUCAUAAAGGAAAACAUUUAAAUUAAACAAAUGCCUAACGCAACAAUGCUGUACCAUUAAUAGGAGGAGAUAUCCAUCGUCCAAAUUAUUUGCCACAGAUAUAAAGCGCUCAGCAUGCCAUCGUUAUUAACAGCUGGGAAAAUGUCAAGGCAAGUGACAGCUGCGAAGUCCUGUAUGGCAAUACUUUGAGAUGUUAAAUGAGAUGGUGGUGAAAUGCUAACUUUGCGAGGUGGAAUUGAGGUACAGUAAUGGUAGUACAGGUGCAAUGCCUGACCAUCUGAAAGGGACUCACCUUGAGACCCAAACGGUUGCUGGCAGCAGCGCAGGCCUCCAACAACAGACAUUACACAGCUUCACACCAAAGCCUACUGUAUGACUACGGUAAAUAGAACUUCAUAGCCCCCCUAGCAGUCAUAAGCAAUAGUGUGCGCUUGCAUGCCUGUAGCCCUUCCACUUUGAUGGAGGCCUACAUACGGAAUGAAAGUUCAACUGUAAAUGCUCAUGUCUGGGUGUCAUUCCUCUCCGCACAGAUACAACUUGGCCAUCGGCAACGACAGCGACCGCAGUCUCUUCCGCAAGCUCAAACUGAAGUACGCCGUGUUUGACGAGGGCCACAUGCUGAAGAACAUGAACUCCCGCCGCUACCGCCACCUCAUGGCCGUCAACGUUAGUGCACCCAAUACCGCCUGUCUCUGACUGACACUGUCUGACUGUCUUUCUAAAUAUCUCUCUCCCUUACUCCUUGUCUCUCUGUGUGUCCCCAAGGCUGAGCACCAGUUCCUUCUAACUCCCUGUGUCCCUCUCCCUCCCUGACUCCAUCCCGGACUAGCUGUCUCUCUGUGUCCCCAGGCUGAGCACCGGUUGGUCCUGACUCCGUGUCCCUCUCCGUCCCUGCGUCCCUCUGACUACCUGUCUCUCUGUGUGUCCCCAGGCUGAGCACCGGUUGCUACUGACCGGCACCCCUCUGCAGAACAACCUGCUGGAGCUGAUGUCGCUGCUAAACUUCAUCAUGCCCUCCAUGUUCUCCAGCAGCACCACACAGAUAGCCAAGAUGUUCUCCAUGGUGAGGUCAGGUUUAGGGUUGAAAUAUUUUUGGUAACUUUCCCCAAAUUACCAUGAUUGGAAUAUUUUAAGACUGUGGGAAGAUUCCCGGAAUCUGGAGGGAAUAAGCAGGAACUCUAGAAUCCUCCAACCACGAUUUCUAGACAACCUGGGAAUUUGGGGACUUACUGGAAUUUUGCAACUCUAGUCAGGCUGGCAGAAGCUUGGAUAGAGUGGAUGGGAGUGGAACUGGGGAAGGAGAUCAAAACUGGGUUUUAAAAACCUGCGUUUCCACCAAACGUUCAUGUACAACACUCAGACCAGGGCCCGUAUUCGCAAAGCGUCUCAGAGUAGGAGUGCCGAUCUAGGACCAGUUUUGCCUUUUAAAUCGUAACAACUAAGACCAGUAGACCUGACCCUAGGUCAGCACUCCUACUCAAAGACACUAUUAUCAUGCCAAGACCAAAACCCGCCAACUUCAGCUUUUUACCUCCUUUUCUUUAUAUUUUAAAGAUAUAUAUUGCCGGUAACAAAGUCUGUACUUUUAUUUCCGCCAACCGAGGUAGUCAUGAUUGCGGUAUUAUGUUGAAAAGUCCCACCAAUGCCUCUGUAUAAAACGUCUCCUUUCAUCUUAUCGGCUUUGGCCCGCAUUAAAUCAUGAACAUUCUUAUCUGACAUCAAACUCUUCAAUCACAAUGCUUUUACUCUCUCCAUUAAAAUGUAUGUAGGUCGGUUCUUAAGCUGUUCAUGCUUAUUGUCACAGUAAUGCUUUGCCAUUUAACCUGGGGGAAUGCAUACAACCAUUUGUUUUCUUCUCGACUUUGACAGGUAAAUAUUUAAAGGCCCUUUUUAUAUUUAGCUAAUAAAUUAUAGGUAAUAUGCAUACAUUUCAAAGUUAGCCUACUUGCGUCUUCGGCCAAAAUAUCUGGUGGGGUCUUUGAAAAGAGAGAGCGCGCGAUGGUGUGAUCACAUUGGCUGGUGAUGAUACAUUUACCUCAAUAUUAUUAGGCCUAAUAUUUAUCCAAGGAAUAAUGCGCAAUUACGCAAGCCGCUGCGCUAGUCCUCUUCUCCUGGAGUCACAAAAGCUAUAGGCUACAAUAUCUUGUUGGACAUUUAUGUUGAGCAUGUUUUGCUACGAUUAGUCCUAUUUAGAUAACUGUCUGCUUCUACUAUUAAAAGAACAGUUGGCUAGGACGUUUGCUAGCAAGCUAUCAAUGUGCAUGAUACUGUAUCUAACAAAGUGGAGUGAGGGUAGGAAAGAGAUGAGGCGUGGAUAAUAAAACAAACGUUCAGAGGUUCAUCCUGGUCGGAUUAUAGUUUUUACAUGAUUGGAAACAGCAGAUUGAAAGGAUUCUAAAGCACCUACAAAUUGUCAGAAAUAUAACUUUUUGUGUCAUAUGACAGCGGUUCCACAGGUUCCCGUGACACUCAAGUUGAUGGGAAAAAUUAUAUUGUUCUAUUCCAUUAAAUACUUACUAUACAAUGUGUGUGUGUGUGGACAGUGAUCAGGGCAGGGGUACGUAGGUGUUAUUUUGUUAAUUAAACAGACAAGACACAAUCUAUUGAUGUAAUUUGGUGCAGGCAUGUUUCCUCUAGACCAGGGAUUCCAUUGGUGCAGACAUGUUCCCUCUAGACCAGGGAUUCCAUUGGUGCAGACAUGUUUCCUCUAGACCAGGGUUUCCAUUGGUGCAGACAUGUUUCCUCUAGACCAGGGUUUCCAUUGGUGCAGACAUGUUUCCUCUAGACCAGGGUUUCCAUUGGUGCAGACAUGUUUCCUCUAGACCAGGGUUUCCAUUGGUGCAGACAUGUUUCCUCUAGACCAGGGUUUCCAUUGGUGCAGACAUGUUUCCUCUAGACCAGGGUUUCCAUUGGUGCAGACAUGUUUCCUCUAGACCAGGGUUUCCAUUGGUGCAGACAUGUUUCCUCUAGACCAGGGUGUCCAAAACUCGGUCCUUAGUCUAAGACCUGCCUUAACAAAUUCAUAAUGGGUUUCUUUGUGAUGGUGUAUAUUCAAUGGGUUUAUUAAAAUAGACGCAUCACCCCUAUUCCCACUCGUCACUUCAGUGCCAGUAUACGGGGAGGUAUAAAAGGCUUAUGCUGGCAAGAAUGUGGGGAAAAUGGGACUGUUAAAAAUAUAUAUAUAUGUAUAUCAAAGUAUUCAGACCCCUUCACUUUUUCCACAUUUUGUUACAUUACAGCGUUGUUUUAAAAUGGAUUUAAAUAUUUCCCCCCCCUAAUCUAUCUACACACAAUACCCCAUAAUGACAAAGCAAAAACAGGUUUUUAGACAUUUUUCCAAAUGUAUUGAAAAUAAAUAACAGAAAUAUAACGUUUACAUAAGUAUUCAGACCGUUUACUCACUACUUUGUUUAAGCACCUUUGGCAGCGAUUACAGCCUUGAAUCUUCUUGGCUAUGACGCUACAAGCUUGGCACACCUGUAUUUGGAGUUUCUCCCAUUCCCUCAAGCUCUGUCAGGUUGGAUGUGGAGCGUUGCUGCACAGCUAUUUUCAGGUCUCUCCAGAGAUGUUAGAUCGGGUUCAAGUCCGGGCUCUGGUUGGGCAAAUCAAGGACAUUCAGAGAAUUGUCCGGAAGCCACUCCUGCGUUGUCUUGGCUGUGUGCUUAGGGUCGCUGUCCUGUUGGAAGGUGAACCUUCGCCCCAGUCUGAGGUCCUGAGUGCUCUGGAGCAAGUUUUCAUCAAGGAUCUCUCUGGACUAGUCUCCCAGUCCCUGCCGCUGAAAAACAUCCCCACAGCAUGAUGCUGCCACCAUGCUUCACCGUAGGGAUGGUGCCAGGUUUCCUCCAGACGUGAUGCUUAGCAUUCAGGCUAAAGAGUUCAGUCUUGGUUUCAUCAGACCAGAGAAUCUUGUUUCUCAUGGUCUGAAUGUCUUUAGGUGCCUUUUAGCUAACUCCAAGCGGGCUGUCAUGUGCCUUUUACUGAGGAGUGGCUUCCGUCUGGCCACUCUAACAUAAAGGCCUGAUUGGUAGUGCUGCAGAGCUGGUUGUCCUUCUGGAAGGUUCUCCCAUCUCCACAGAGAAACUCUGGAGCUCUGCCAGAGUGACCAUUGGGUUCUUGGUCACCUCCCUGACCAAGGCCCUUCACCCCUGAUUGCUAAGUUUGCCCGGGCGGCCAGCUCUAGGAAGAGUAUUGGUGGUUCCAAACUUCUUCCAUUUUAAGAAUGAUGGAGGCCACUGUGUUCUUGGGCACCUUCAAUGCUGCAGAAAUGUUUUGGCACCCUUCUCCAGAUCUGUGCCUCUACACAAUCCUGUCUCGGAGCUCUAAGGACAAUUCCUUCGACCUCAUGGCUUGGUUUUUGCUCUGACAUGCAUCUGUCAACUGUGGGACCUUAUAUAGACCGGUGUGUACCUUUCCAAAUCAUGUCCAAUGAAUUGAAUUUACCACAGGUGGACUGCAAUCAAGUUGUAGAAACAUCUCAAGGAUGAUCAAUGGAAACAGGAUGCACCUGAGCUCAAUUUCAAGUCUCAUAGCAAAGGGUCUGAAUACUUACGUGAAUAAGGUAUUUCGGUUUUUUUAAAAUACAUUUGCAAAAAUAGAACAACUAUUUUUGCUUUAUCAUUAUGUGGUAUUGUGUGUAGAUUGAGGAUUUUUAUUUAUUUCAUCCAUUUUAGAAUAAGGCUGUAACGUAACAGAACGUGGAAAAGUCAAGGGGUCCGAAUACUUUUCUGAAUGAACUGUACAUAUAUGACCCCCUUUCACAGGUAACAUACCAACAAUGCUGUCUGAAUUAGGUGUUUGUGAAUCAGACUCGUAUAGUAGGAUGUGUUUUGAUGGUGUUUAUAUUUUGUUGUUCUGUGGUAGAAAUCCCAUGAGGAGCAGAGUCGUUUCGAGAGGGACCGCAUCGCCCAGGCUAAACUCAUCAUGAAACCUUUCAUCCUCAGACGAGUUAAGAGUGAAGUAAGGACACUCAGUGUCUGGUUAAACAAGAAAUACUGGAUGAUUCACAAUGUUAUAUUUAAAGAUAUGUGUGUGUGUCUCAGGUUCUUAAGCAGCUGCCAGCGAAGGAGGAGAAGUUGGUAUUCUGCCCAAUGAGUGAGAAGCAACAGCAGCUUUACCAGACCAUGGUGGGCAAGUUCAAGAAGAAUGCCAUCGGAGAGAGUACGUACUGCACUGAACUGUAGUGAAGUCUGGGAUGAAGUUUCCCCUAGGUACAGAUCUAGGAUCAGCUUCCCUUCCCUAUUCCUAACUUUAACCAUUAGUGGGGAAAAUGUAAAACUGACCCAAAAUCAGUCUAGUGUCAUCUUCACCCUACUCAGUGUGGUGUUACAGCAGUGGCGUGACAGAUUGUUGCCUCAUAACUAGCAGUGUGAUGGCAGACGAGAUAACAGAGCAACACGCUUUGUGUGGUAGGCCUCUUACAUCCUGUUUGUCUCUGCCUUUCUCUCUCGGGGCGGCAGGUAGCUUAGUGGUUAAGAGCGUUGUGCCAGUAACCGAACGGUUGCUGGUUCUAAUCCCCGAGCCAACUAGGUGAAAAAUCUGUCUAUGUGCCCUUGAGCAAGGCACUUAACCCUAAUUGCUCCUGUAAGUCGCUCUGGAUAAGAGCGUCUGCUAAAUAAUGUAAAUGUAAAAUGUCUCUCUUCCUUUCUCUCUCUCUCUUCCUUUGUCUCUCACAUGAAUGGGUACCGUUGUUGCGAAAGCAAUGCAAUUAUAGUACAGUAUAGCAAUUGAAUCGUUCAGUUACGUUGAUUUAUACAUUUUUAAUUCUGUUCAAUUCAAUAAAUCUUUCACCCACCCACUCACUCCCAUUCCUUUCCACCUGUUUAGAGAGAGAGCUGUGCAACGUGAUGAUGCAGUUGAGGAAGAUGGCCAACCACCCUCUGCUCCACAGACAAUACUUCACCACAGAGAGACUGGAGGCCAUGAGUCGCCUCAUGCUUAAGGUUGUUGCUUCAUUGGCCAUUUUUGUUUUUGUCUGUUCUGGUUUAUUCAGUAAAUAAUAUAAAUCUAAAAAGUCCCUCUCCUAUGUAAACGUGUUGUUACCACCCUUACCUGUUCAAUUUAUCUCUCGCCCACCCCCCCCCUAGGAACCGACCCAUUUUGAUGCGGACCCGGUGCUGAUCCAAGAGGACAUGGCGGUGAUGUCAGACUUUGAGCUUCACCGGCUGUGCCAGCAGUACUCGUCCCUGCACCAAUACCAGCUGGACAAAGACCUUCUGCUGGACUCCGGAAAGUUCCACCUGCUCCAGACGCUACUGGCCACGCUCAAGACCAAGGUAAUGAGAGGGGGAGGGAGGUGAGACGAGGGUAAGGAGGGAGGGAGGGAGAACCAUGCUUUUAACUCCGGGCUAAACGUCAUUGUCGCUUCACAUCACUGAAUACAGCCCUGAUCUGUGACGCGCUGUGCUCUAAUAAUACAUUAGAUUUCUAUAGCGCUGUGCAAAGACUCAAACGUGCUGUUUCUGCAGGGGGACAGAGUAGUGCUCUUUAGUCAGUUCACCAUGAUGCUGGACAUCGUAGAGAUUCUGCUCAAACACCUGGGCCACCGCUACGUCAGACUGGACGGCUCCACGCCCAUUGCAGACAGGUGAGCUUAAGUUGGGUUCAACUCAAUGGCUUCCGUCCAACAUAAUUGUAUGUAGUCUUUUGGCAGAGGAAGUGUAACUGGAGCCAUGGUGUUUCAUCGCAAAAAGCUCUUAACUGGCAGUGGCCAAUAUUCAGAGACCGAUGUUAGUGUUGUUGUGGUAGUGUAUCUAGCGCGAGCCAUUGAUCUCCCUGGACCCACCUGUGUUUGGUGCAGGAUCGUGCUGAUUGACGACUACAACACGGACCCAGAAAUCUUUGUGUUCCUGCUGUCGACGCGGGCCGGCGGCCUGGGCAUCAACCUGACCUCUGCCAACGUGGUCAUCAUGCAUGACAUCGACUGCAACCCCUACAACGACAAACAGGCUGAGGACCGCUGCCACAGAGUAGGGCAGACUAGGUGAGACAGAUGAGAGCCGGGGGUCUGGGUCGGGGGGGGCAGGUGAGACAGACGGACAGGAAGGAGGUGGCUGGGUUACAUUAUGGAGUUAGGGUCAGUAGUGAGAGAUGCAUUAUGGGAUUAGGGUCAGUAGUGAGAGAUGCAUUAUGGGGUUGGGGUCAGUAGUGAGAGAUGGCUUACUUAGAGAGAAGUCUCUAGAAGUAGUGACAAUAAAAACCUGGCAAGGUAUGAAGAGAAAAUGGUGCCGCUAAGGAAAUGGUCUCUUCUGGUGAAAGACUGAUGGUCAGUGUCUGUCCAUGUCCUCCUACAGGACAGUCCAGGUGAUCAAGCUGAUCCAUAACGACACAAUAGAGGGCUGCAUGCUGCAGCUGGGUCAGAAGAAACUCAAACUGGAGCAGGACAUGACCUCUGCCGAGGAGGGUAAGGACCUGGGGGACACACUCACUCACACCAAAAGCCCAAAGUGUCCAUGGUCUCUUUUCUUUAUUUAAUAAAUCAGUAUCAGAUGUUGAGUAAUGGAAUCAUCACUUAAUAGUGUGGUUUUGUGUCCGUACCCAGGUGACGAGGGCACCAUGCCUGAGGACAUGGCCUCCCUGCUCAAGGCAUCGCUGGGCCUGUGAGGGUCUGGGAGCUCCCUCCCCGGAGAUCCAUCUGGGAUCCAGCCUGGAGCCUCCCACCCUGGAGCUCCAUCUGGGAUCCAGCCUGGAGCCUCCCACCCCAGGCACCACUGACUGA
This is a messenger RNA of Coregonus sp. 'balchen', 16122 nucleotides long. The record is from the annotation of a GenBank genome assembly. Lineage: Eukaryota; Metazoa; Chordata; Actinopteri; Salmoniformes; Salmonidae.